This is a messenger RNA of Paramecium sonneborni, 5027 nucleotides long. NCBI's taxonomy places the organism in Eukaryota, Ciliophora, Oligohymenophorea, Peniculida, Parameciidae. The record is from the annotation of a GenBank genome assembly.
AUGAAUACAUAUGAAGAUGAGAAGAAUAGAAUAGCAUUGAAAAAUAUAAUAGAUGAGAGAAAUAAAAAGAUAGUAAAAAAUCCAUUGCCAUAAUUCUAUUUAGAUUAGGUUUGUGGAAUAGCUGAUAGAUAAAUCAGUAAUCAAUUAACAUUUUAUUAAGGAAGUAAUGGAAGUUAUAUUAAUAAAUAGAUUUAAUUGUGUUUUAUGCAUCUAAUAUGAUAAUAGUUUAGAAUGUUGAGACAGGAUAAUAAUAAUUUAUACCUGGAAGAUAUAAAAAUGUGACUGCAAUAGCUGCUGCAAAUAGAAAAGAUGGUUUGAUGAUAGCAGUAGGAGAAAAUUUAGAAUAAUCAUCUAACUUAGUUAUUAUUAUAAAAGAUAAAAUUAGAACUAUCUCAUUAUAAUCUAAAGGUGCUAUUACUUUGAUUUAAUUAAAUGUAGAAAAAUAAUAUUGUGGAUUACAAAUAUAAAAUUAAAUAUAAAUUUGGAAUUAUGAAAAAGAAAGAUUAUUAGCAUCAGCAUUUGUUAAAGCACCUUUUGAUAAAUUUAGUUUUCAUCCUUUGAAACAUAAACAUAUUUUAUUAUCUGGUCAUAAUUAUUUAAGAUUAUGGGAAAUGUAAUUUUAAGAAAAAUAAAUUAAAGAAACACAUGAAACACUUAUUCCUUUAAAAAUAGAAAAAGAAAAUAAAUUCCUAGAUCAUGGUUGGGUAAUGUUAUCUGCUAAUUAAGCUUUAUUAGUAUUAUUAGCUGCUGGAAAUAAAAUACUUAUUUUAAUUAAUGAUCAUUUUAAAAAACCUAUAGAUAUUGAUCCUUAAAAUUUAAAUUUUAUUGAUGCACCAGUAUAAGAUUUUAAUGCAGAAGAUAAUGAUGAUGUAAUGGGAAUUAAUUCAGCAUUAGAAGAUGUUAUUAAAGAUAAAGUUGGAUAAAUUGUUAUGAAUAAUUAAACUAAAUUAACUUAAAAUACUACAAUUAUGACUUAAUAAUAAUUAGAAUUUUAAUGUUUAUCAACUACAAAAAAAGGAUUUAUAUUAGGAGGUACUAAAGGAGCUGUUUGUAUUUAUGAAUUUGAUAAAAAUUAUAAUAUAGUAAGUGCUAUGUCUUUUAAUAUGAAAAGUAAUAGAGGUGAACAUAAAGUUAUUCAAAUAUCUAAUAGUGGAGAUCAAUUAAUUUCUAUUAUUAGUUUAUUUGGAAAUCAACUCUAUUAUAGUAUUCUUAAUACAGCAUAAAUGGAUACUGAAAUUAGUCCUAUUUAACCAUUCUUUGCUGCUGGAUUCCAUAAUAAAAGAGUCAAUUCAAUAUCACAUGCUAAAAUUAAAUAAGUAUUCGUUACAUGUUCUGAAGAUAAUUCUGUUAAAAUUUGGAAUUAUUAUUAAAANAGCUGCUGCAAAUAGAAAAGAUGGUUUGAUGAUAGCAGUAGGAGAAAAUUUAGAAUAAUCAUCUAACUUAGUUAUUAUUAUAAAAGAUAAAAUUAGAACUAUCUCAUUAUAAUCUAAAGGUGCUAUUACUUUGAUUUAAUUAAAUGUAGAAAAAUAAUAUUGUGGAUUACAAAUAUAAAAUUAAAUAUAAAUUUGGAAUUAUGAAAAAGAAAGAUUAUUAGCAUCAGCAUUUGUUAAAGCACCUUUUGAUAAAUUUAGUUUUCAUCCUUUGAAACAUAAACAUAUUUUAUUAUCUGGUCAUAAUUAUUUAAGAUUAUGGGAAAUGUAAUUUUAAGAAAAAUAAAUUAAAGAAACACAUGAAACACUUAUUCCUUUAAAAAUAGAAAAAGAAAAUAAAUUCCUAGAUCAUGGUUGGGUAAUGUUAUCUGCUAAUUAAGCUUUAUUAGUAUUAUUAGCUGCUGGAAAUAAAAUACUUAUUUUAAUUAAUGAUCAUUUUAAAAAACCUAUAGAUAUUGAUCCUUAAAAUUUAAAUUUUAUUGAUGCACCAGUAUAAGAUUUUAAUGCAGAAGAUAAUGAUGAUGUAAUGGGAAUUAAUUCAGCAUUAGAAGAUGUUAUUAAAGAUAAAGUUGGAUAAAUUGUUAUGAAUAAUUAAACUAAAUUAACUUAAAAUACUACAAUUAUGACUUAAUAAUAAUUAGAAUUUUAAUGUUUAUCAACUACAAAAAAAGGAUUUAUAUUAGGAGGUACUAAAGGAGCUGUUUGUAUUUAUGAAUUUGAUAAAAAUUAUAAUAUAGUAAGUGCUAUGUCUUUUAAUAUGAAAAGUAAUAGAGGUGAACAUAAAGUUAUUCAAAUAUCUAAUAGUGGAGAUCAAUUAAUUUCUAUUAUUAGUUUAUUUGGAAAUCAACUCUAUUAUAGUAUUCUUAAUACAGCAUAAAUGGAUACUGAAAUUAGUCCUAUUUAACCAUUCUUUGCUGCUGGAUUCCAUAAUAAAAGAGUCAAUUCAAUAUCACAUGCUAAAAUUAAAUAAGUAUUCGUUACAUGUUCUGAAGAUAAUUCUGUUAAAAUUUGGAAUUAUUAUUAAAAUGAAAAUAAUGAUAAAAAAGGAGUCUUAAGUAAAUAUUUUAAAGAAGAACCUGUUUGUGCAUCUAUGCAUCCAUUUGGUUUAUUUGUUGCUGUUGGAUUUACUAAUGGAUUCAAAGUUUUUGCAAUAUUAAAUGAAGGUUUCUUUCCUCUUAAAGAUGUUACAUUAAAUAAUUGCAAAAUUGUUAAAUAUAGUCAUGGAGGUCAUAUGCUUAUUACUAAUGAAAAAACUAAUGUUUAUAUAUAUGAUGCUAUUUAUUAUGAACUCAUUCAUCAAUUUGAAUUUCAUAAUUCACCUAUUAAAGAUAUUGCCAUUUCACUUAAUGAUCAAUAUAUUGUUAGUACUUGUACUAAUGGUUAUGUUUAUUGUUAUAAUCUUGCUGAAUUAAAUAAUAAUGUAGUUAGGGAAUAAAAACAUUAGGAAUAAGGAAUUUUCAAUUCUAUUUAGUAUGAUGAAUAUUUCAUUGGUUGUACAAAUGAAAAAUUAAUGACUAUUUUUGAUAAACAUUUUAAAUUAAUUACUGAAUUUCAUGUAACUGAUUGUUUCUUAACAAAAUUAUUAAUGACUGAUUAACAUAUCAUUGCUGGUACUUCUAAAGGAACUGUUAGAAUAUAUCCUAUAAGAGAUGAAGAUAAUUUAGAAUUAGAAUUAAUUAAUUAAAAGAAUGAAACAAUGUAUAAAAUACCUGAAUGUUAUGAAAUUUCAGUUCAUGCUACUGCUAUCACAUGUAUUGAUUUUGAUGGUUAAUAUAUAUUUACAGGAUGUGAAGAUGGUUCUGUUUGUUUAUUGAAAUCAAAAAGUGAAAUUUCAGAAGAAAGAUAAAGGAUGGCUGCUGUAUCAAAUGAUCUCUAUCUAGAAGUCAUUUUUAAAAUUCAAAAAGAAAAUGAUAGAAUUUAAUCUAAAAAUUUUGAAGUCAUAAAAUCUGAAUAAACUGUAAGAAUUGAAACUGCAAAAUUAGAAACUUAAUUUAAAUAGAAAAUAGAUCAAAUGACAAAAAAGUUUUAAUAAACAAUGUCAGAUGAUAAAAAUUUAAUGGAUAAAUUUGUUGAGAAAUCAGAAUUUGAUUAUACUCAAUUACUUAGCUAAUAUAAUGAAGAAAAAGAUAAAUAUGAAAAUGAAAUCAAUAAACUUAAAUAGUAACAUAUUGAAAAAAUAGAAUAUGAAGAAUCUAGAAAUUAAGAAAUUGAAGAUGAAAUUAAAAAAGUUUAAGAAGAACAUAAAGAUGAUUUACAAUCCUUAUUAGAAUAACAUAAAUAGGAAUUAAAAUAAAUGAAAUUGCAAUUUUACGAGAAAUGUAGAAAAGUAUAAGUAAAAUAUUCUAGUGUUGUUGAUAAUGCUAAAAAUUAUGGAACAGCUUUUAUUUAAAGAUUAGAAAAAGAGGAAGCAGAAUAUGAAAAGGAGAUUGAUGAAUAAAUAAAAGAUUUAGAAAAUCAAAUAGCUAAAGUUAUUUAAGAUAAUGAAAAAUUGGAAAAAGAAAAUGGAGAAUUAGCAAAAUAAUUUGAAUAAUUGAAAAAAGAUGAUGAUGAUCUUCAAAUACAAUUCAAUAAUGAUUUUGAUAAUCAUAAUAAAAUUAGACUUGAAAAUCUUAAAAAUGAUGAUGAUAUCCUAAAAAUGUAACAUUAAUUACUCGAAAGAUUAUAAGUUAUUGAUUCUAAAGAAGAAACUUGCAAAGCUGCUAAAGAUGAAUAAAUCAAUUUAGAAAAUUUUAGAUAUAUGUUAGAUUAAAAAAUUAAAAGUUUGUAAAAUGACAAAUAAUUAUUGCUUGACAAAAUAACUGAUAAAGAAGUAACAUAUUUUAUAUUUUUUAUAGUAUAAAUUAAGGGUAAUGUUUAAAGAAUUGAUUGAUGAAUCAAAUAAAAAUGAAAUGAAAUACUAAUAAUUAGUUUAAUUAAGAGGAUAAUUAGAAGUUAUUGAAACUUAAAUUAAAAAAACAGAAAUUUAAAUAUUUUUGAAUGCUAACAAAUUAAAAAAUUACGAAAGUGUAAUAAAAAACAAUUUAUUCAUUAUAGACCUUAUUAUCUAUCAUGAAAAGUAAUGAUCCUCCAAGUUUAAUUGCCUAGAAAUUAAGAUAAAUUAUAGAUGAUAAGGGAGAAGAGAAUGAGGAAAUAGAACAAUUAUCAUAAAAAAAAUCUAUUUCAAAUAAAGAUAUUAAAGACAUAAUAAAAUUAAAAUAAGAUAAACCUAAUGAAUUAAAUGAAGAGUUAUUAAGAUAAGGUUAAUGGAUGACAAAGAAAUUAUAUCUUAUUAAAGUGACUUCAGAUAAAUUAAAGAAAAUUAGAGAUGAUAAUAUCAAUACUAUUUUUAAUUAAAAUACAAAAUUGAUUGAAGAAUGUAAUAUGCUUAGAAGUGAAAACGACAGAUAUUCUAAAAAAAUUAAACAUGUUGAAAAAUUAGUAAAAGAUGCAGAUAGAUUAUUAUAAAGAUUAAAGCCUAAAUUCAACAAAUAACCAAAACUAAAUUAAAUUGAAAAAUAAAUAGAGGAAUAAAAGCAGAAAGUUUAAAAUUAGAAAACAAAGCUUUCUAAUUUAAAAGAUUCCAUGAGUUAAAUUUUAAAAAAAUCAGUUGUAGAUUGA